CACAUCCAGUCAGUCUUUGCAGUAACUACGUAGAGAACGUUACGGACAUAUCGAAUCGAGACCGAUAGAUCUAGAACCUACACAUACAAUAAACAAAAUGGAACACACCUGGAUUGCCUGCAAUGUUUACGAAGCUCUGCCGCCAUUCGCCAUCGCCGCUGGCCACGACUCCGACCAGGAUCCCAUCUAUGUGGGCCGCGCCUAUCACAACGGCGACAUGCUGCCCGCCAAGGUGAUUCCCAACAAGCACCAGGCCUACGUGGCCUGGGGCGGCGAGGAGAUCUGCAAGCACGACUACGAGAUUCUAACGGGCCAUCAUUACUGCUGGAUCCCAGCCAGCAACGGUGAGGUGCCGCCUCAUGCCCUCCGCGUCGGCCAGACCUCGGACGGCGAGCCACUGUACGUGGGUCGCGGCUACUUCCAGGGCAGCCUGACGCCCGGCAAGGUGCAUCCCUCCCACGGCUGCCUGUACAUUCCAUAUGGCGGCGCCGAGCACAGGCUGGAGUCUUACGAGGUGCUCGUCCAGCCCGAGACCUGGGUCAGUUCGUCCGGCAGCAAUAUUGUGCCCGGCACCAUUGUGGCCGGCCACGACGUCGACGGCGAUGCCAUCUAUGUGGGCCGCGCCUACCACGAGGGCGAUCUGCUGCCCGCCAAGGUGAUACCAAACAAGGGCUGCGCGUAUGUGCCAUACGGCGGACAAGAGCACGUGAAAUAUGAAUUUGAGCUGCUCGCCGGCUAUGGCUAUGGCUGGGUGCCCGACUCCUUUGGCAAUGUGCCCAGCGGCGCCGUUGUCUGUGGACGCACCAGCGAUGGCGAGCCCUUGUACAUCGGCCGUGGCCACUACAAUGGCAGUUUCACACCUGGCAAAAUCCAUCAGUCGCAUCGCUGCCUCUACAUCCCGUUCGGUGGACAGGAGGUGCGCCUCGAUAACUACGAAGUGCUCGUUCGCUCCUAGACUGAUUCCAAAUUCCAAGAAAUGAAUAAACUGCAAAAUCCAUUAGGUUUUUAUAAAAAUAUAUUUUUGAUAA
This is a messenger RNA of Drosophila arizonae, 1028 nucleotides long. RefSeq names its product pfs47 receptor. Lineage: Eukaryota; Metazoa; Arthropoda; Insecta; Diptera; Drosophilidae. The record is from RefSeq and is a predicted model, not a curated record.